This is a messenger RNA of Prunus avium (sweet cherry), 2154 nucleotides long. The record is from RefSeq and is a predicted model, not a curated record. NCBI's taxonomy places the organism in Eukaryota, Viridiplantae, Streptophyta, Magnoliopsida, Rosales, Rosaceae.
AUUGGACCCCUUCCUUACUUCACUAUUUUCUCUUCCACGCCAGGAAGCACGACUUAAGACCAUCCAUUUUUUUUCUGUUGUGUCCUUUAACUCCAAGCUUAAAUUACCCCCAAAAAAUCCGGACUUUAAUGAUAAGCCACUUCUUAAUCAUCUAUCCCCUAAUAUUUUUAUUCCUAAAUUAGAACAUUCUUGUGCUCUUGAUUUGAAUCAAACCCAAUCUCAGGUACCCACUUUCUUUCCUCAUUUUCUCUUUUGUAUUGAUAUUGCAGGACAAAUCUCUUCUGGGUUUUCUUUUUCAUUUCCCACUUUCCUUUUUUCUGGGUUUUUUUUGUUUGAAAAUAUAUAUUUUCGACAAAAAAAAGCCCACCGGAGAGGGAAAGAGACUUUUUUUUUUUUGGGGGUUAUUAUUUAGGGUAGAGUAUAUUAAUGGCACAAAAGAGACUUUCAUGGCCAUCACAAAUGCUAGAUUUUGGUGAUAUGUUUUUGUGCCUGACUCGUCUUUCAUCAAAUCUUUAGGGACACAGCUGAAGAAAAUAAACACUUCGCAGCCUCUCUCUCUCCUUCAGUCCUUGUUCAAAAUCCCAAAGCUUUUUCUCAGGCUACAAUAUAAGACCACUUCAUGGUUUUGUAGCAGGUGGGCUUUUCUUGUUUGACAAGGGCCUCUCACCAAAAUAUCUUAUCUUUCCCUUUCUUUUCUUGAUCUACCACAAUAACCCCAAGAAAUGUUUGGAACUCAAAGCCAAAGAGACCUCCCCUUAGAAUUCCAAUCCCAAAUACCAAUUUUGAGGCCUAGCAUCCAUACCAGGAGGGCUAAUCUUACUGUAAAGUUCCAAGACCUUUAUGGGUUCACAGUAGAAGGGAAUGUAGAUGAUGUUAAUGUGUUGAAUGAGGUGAGAGAGAAGGUGAGGCAACAAGGACGGGUGUGGUGGUCAUUGGAGGCUAACAAAGGUGCAAAUUGGUACUUGCAGCCUUCCAUAUCUGAAGGAAUUGCCCUUAAAUCUUCGCUAAAGUUUUCAGCUUUGGCCAAUGCCAUUACUUUGAAGAGGCUGAUUAGGAAGGGAAUUCCACCUGUUCUUCGGCCCAAGGUGUGGUUUUCGUUAUCUGGGGCGGCCAAGAAGAAGUCCACGGUACCUGAGAGCUAUUACAACGAUUUGAUAAAGGCCACUGAGGGCAAGGUCACCCCUGCCACCAGGCAGAUUGAUCAUGACCUGCCCCGUACCUUCCCGGGUCACCCAUGGUUGGACACCCCAGAGGGUCAUGCUGCUCUUCGACGUGUCCUUGUUGGGUAUUCUUUCCGUGAUUCUGAUGUUGGCUACUGUCAGGGGUUAAAUUAUGUUGCAGCAUUGCUACUGCUUGUGAUGAAAACAGAGGAAGAUGCAUUUUGGAUGCUAGCAGUCCUGUUGGAAAAUGUGUUGGUUAAUGACUGCUAUACAAAUAAUUUAUCAGGAUGCCAUGUUGAACAAAGAGUUUUCAAGGAUUUCCUUGAUAAAAAGUGCCCAAGGAUAGCAAUGCAUUUGGAAGCAAUGGAGUUUGAUGUCUCCCUUGUUGCCACUGAGUGGUUUCUCUGCCUCUUUUCUAAAAGCUUGCCUUCAGAGACUGCUCUAAGGGUAUGGGAUAUCCUUUUCUACGAGGGGGCUAAAGUUAUUUUUCAUGUGGCUUUGGCAAUCUUUAAGAUGAAGGAAGAGCAGUUGCUUAUAACCCACCAUGUCGGUGAUGUAAUUAGUAUUCUGCAGAGAACUACUCAUCACCUGUUUGAUCCAGAAGAGCUAUUGACGGUGGCAUUUGAUAAGAUAGGUUCAAUGACAACCAACAAUAUAUCAAAGCAAAGGAAAAAGCAAGAACCAGCAGUGAUGAAGGAACUCGAUCAGAGAUUUAGACGGCUAAAUUCCCUAAAGUUGGAUGACAAAUAACAUUUGCAGCAUUGCAAGCUGAUGAAACUGCAAAAAUGCCGGACGAUCUAGUGGGGGAGCUUUUCGUUCCUCCCCUAGGGAAGAAACUGAAUUUGUUGUGUCUCUUCUCUCCUCUGUGUUUCUGUAAAAGAAACAACCAAGCAAAGAGAGUGUCUGUUGUCUAUUAGGAUGUUGUAGUAGGUGAUCAAUGUAAAUUUCUAACUGUUAUUCAUAUACGUGGUUAGAUACACUGCAAAUUCGGGCA